Myxocyprinus asiaticus (Chinese sucker) is the source of this 2916-nucleotide messenger RNA. RefSeq names its product T-complex protein 11-like protein 2. The record is from RefSeq and is a predicted model, not a curated record. The transcript has 10 exons. Gene Ontology annotation, biological process: signal transduction. The coding region runs from base 155 to 1756 and encodes 533 amino acids. Lineage: Eukaryota; Metazoa; Chordata; Actinopteri; Cypriniformes; Catostomidae.
ACUGCGAGCCAAGCGAUAUUUUAAAGAGCCCUUUAAAGUCCCAAAUGUACUGCUGGUGAAGGAGUAUCGAUACAUUUCUCCUGCAAAUCGCGAAAAGCACAGUGUUGUUUGCCAAGUCUCCUCUCUCGGGGACUUGACUCAGCAGCUGCUCAAGAUGCCACUGAACAAUGAACGUCCCACCUCGAUGUCUACAGUGUCCAGUGAGGACCAGAGCAGUGACACAGAGUCAUUGGAAAGGUGCAACAGUUUGACCUUGUCCAGCGAUGUGGACUAUUCUCGCCAGAGCUUUACCAGCGAUUCCUCUAGCAAACACAACUCUCCUUCUUGCAGCCCACCUAAAACCCUCACACUUGAUGAUGUUGUGGCUUCAGCCCGGGACCUGUCCAAUCUGAGUCUGGCUCAUGAGAUUGUAGUCAACCGCAACUUCCACCUAGAGCCUCCAGAAAUACCUCAAAACAGCUUGGAAAAAAGAGUGAAAGACAUGGUGCACAAGGCCUUCUGGGAUUGUCUUGAAUCAGAACUGAAUGACGACCCCCCCGAGUACGAUUACGCCAUCAAACUUCUGGAAGAGAUCAGAGAUAUCCUGAUUUCCUUCCUGAACCCUGGGGCGAACCGCAUGCGUACUCAGAUCAUGGAGGUGUUGGAUAUGGACCUGAUACGCCAGCAGGCUGAUAACAAUGCGGUUGAUAUCCAGGGCCUUGUUUCUUACAUCAUCAAUACGAUGGGCAAAUUUUGUGCGCCAGUCCGCGACGAUGAAAUCAAGCAACUCAAGGAGAACUCCUGGGACAUUGUGACUGUGUUCAAGGAGAUCUUCCGAGUUCUGGACCUGAUGAAAAUGGACAUGGUGAAUUUUACCAUCCAAAAUCUCAGGCCAGAUCUGCAGAGGCAGUCAGUAGAGUAUGAGCGUGCCAAAUUCCAGAGCAUUUUGGAAAGAACUCCUAAUGCUUUGGAUCACACAACUGAGUGGAUCAAAGAAUCAGUAGAGGAGGCCACACAUCUCAUGCCCCCAAUGGAGAAGAGCAGCGAUCCUGGGCAGAGCAGCAAAUCAUUACCAGGGCCCACGCUCGUUCUAAAUAUUGCUUACCGUAGACUGCUUACCUGGGACGAGAGCAAGGGCCCUCUACCUGAGACUGUGAUGACUGAUGAAGGGAGGUUGCAAGAGAUGCAGAGGUCUCUUCAGCUGUACCAAGCUGUGGCAUCUGUUCUGCUAAUAGUCUACAGCUCAAUAGGUGGGGCUGUGUCAGGCCUGCCUGCUCUUGUUGAGCGACUUAAGAAAAUGACAGCAGUACUGCUAGAUGGCAUGCAUAGUGUAGACUUUAACUUGACUGAAGCUCUAGGUAACGUCAGUGCUCAGAUCUGCUGUGAGGUCAAUAAAUCUCUGGCAGAAAGAAAUUUCCCAGCUCUCCCUGCCGAACUGCAAGCUACUCUGAAAGGUCAGAUCUGUGACAUCACCCAGGGGAACAACCCAAUACGCACUCUUGUUGAGACAAGGGUACAGAUGUACUUCAAAGUGGUCCUCACCUCUACCAUCUCGCACAGAACCCCACCUCCCGUACCACCAGGGCUGGGCCUGAUUCAGCCAGAGCUCAUGGCACUGGGGCUCAGUUUUGUCAACCUUGUCAACUACAACAAACAGGUUUACAGUCCUUUCUACGUGAGCAUCCUGAAGAAUCUACUGUUCAUCAAUACAACAGGGGAGACAUUGCAAAAUGAAAACAUUCAGGGUUCACCAACCAGUCCACUGGAGUCCAAAUAGAUGCAUGGGUAGGAUGCAUCACAAACUGCCUCCAGCUACGAGGAGGUAGCCGUUGACAUCAUGCAUUUCACUUGUGCAAAAUAAAAUAAGGAAUCAUCUGUAAAGUCUCAGAUAACUGAUUUGAUGGAAGUACUGCAGUACUGAAGAAGAAAAAGACUGAAGAAUAACUAUGUGCUAUGGUUCUUAAAUUGAGAAAUAAGAAUUGAGGAGGUUUUGUUGUUGUUUAUUUUGUUACAAAGAAACUAUGUUCCUUGCCAAGUUAUAUUUUUAGUGUCUCUCUAAAUGUGGUUUUCACUUGACAGUGUUACUGCAAUAGAAAUGCAGUCAUUACGUACAGUAUAAUAAAAUAACUAUGUUAUUUGACAAAUAAUGUUUUGGUGUGAGGCUACAAAUUUUUUAUAAGUACAGAUGUUAAGAACAUAGCCAAAAUAGGCUGAUAUAUUUACAUAGAUCCUUUAAAGACAUUUUAGUAUAUGUAUAUUCCAUGCCGGUUUUCAAAUGUCAUAACUAGAUAUGUUUAUCGGAGCAAAUGUUUAGAGUUUGAUACACACAUUUUGAAAGUAUUGUAUUCCAUUUGUUAGCUGUAUUUAUACUUGGAAACUUAACAAAAAGGUUUGUCUGAAUUUCUUAUUCUGAAAUGGAAGUGACCAGAACUCUGGGGGGGUUUUCAGGGAAGAUAAUUUAUCAAUAUUGUUAAAUUUGAUUUUGGUCCUGGUAGUGUCAUUUUACAACUUUUAUAACUGCAUAAUCAUUUGUUUUCCUUUUAUCCAUUAGAAAGCUAAAUUUGGGUACAUUUUGCAUGACGUGUGUUAGUGUGCUUUGGUUACAGGCAUGUUUGAUUUAUUACAGUUGAAAUUUAAGAGGUUUGUCAUUAUAUUUGUUAGUAUUCUUGCUUAGAAUUCUGAUACAGUUUUACAUUUAGAUCACAUCAUAACUGCAUAGAUCAAGACUAUUGAUUUUUAAUGAUUUGUUGGUGAUUAUUGUUUUCCAUUCUGACAAGUAUGAGUGACAUCUUCUUGUAGAAAGCCAUAUAUAUUUAGAUUUUUUUUCACCCCUCACAGACCUUCCAUGUAUAUAUUGUUUGUUUUCCAAACGUGUGUAAGAACAACAGUGUGACUAACAUUGAAACAAAAAAUAAUAAUAAAAGUAUGAAAAUUGAA